AUGUCUCGGUCGCUGACGAGCCUUUACAGGGAUUAUCUGCGCGCAGUGCGCCAGCUGCCUCACAUUUACCUCAGACAAUUCUACCGUAUCAAGGCUUCGGACGACAUACGCUCAGCAUUAGCCCGACCGGUAACAGCCCACUGUCGUGUUAAACGAAUAUCCAAGGACAUUCGAAGAAUCAAGGCUGCUACCAGCGGCAGCAAUAAGGCCUUUGCACAUAUCCUCGAUGUCGCUUAUGGUAGGAAGGGGAAACUCCGCUGGGAGCUCAUGGAACCUCUGUUAACAGAUCACCAUGCCUCUCCGCCCGACCCAAUGUUUCCGGGUAAACCAGAUUCACGACCACCAACUUAUUCUCCGGAAUUGAAGACCCUCCUUACCUCGUCUGGCUCUCGCGUCAAACCACUUUCGGAACGCGCGCUUCGCUUCCCCCCUCUGCUGUCCCCCCGAGCUGAUCCAAAAUCAGAGGAGGCAAGACUAUUGGGCCCUCUGAGCAAGCGUCGGGAGCUCAAUUUUCGAUGGCGCUACUUCGUAUCAGAGUGGAAGAAAGUUCGGCCACCUCUAAAUAUAUCUUCUUCACCAACGUAUAACGUCGAAGAACGCUCGACAUUUGGUUUCCAUGGGUCGCAACUAUUUGAAGAAAUCGAAGCCCUCGCUGCUCAAGACCCGAACCUAAAGAGGGGUACUCGGAGAGAGAGAAACACUUCUUGCCACGCAGCCCCCGUCCACGUAGAUAGUCCCUCCCCGACUCCAAGAUGGCUGCGACGGCGUUACCGGGAACUUCUCUCCAGAGUCCCUAUACUGAUCCAGAAGCAGCCAUCGAAGUUCUUUGUAUCGUCUUCCCCGCUAGCCUGGUCCUCAGAACGCUUCAAGGCACCUUUCAUGUCAGAAGUUGACGAUGGGGAUAUCGCCUGGAUGAUGCAGGCUGAAGAAUACAAGCAGCCAACGGAAAAGUCCAGAAAUGAUACGAAAACAUAA
Messenger RNA from Pleurotus ostreatus (oyster mushroom), 975 nucleotides. RefSeq lists its product as uncharacterized. The transcript has 4 exons. The record is from RefSeq and is a predicted model, not a curated record. NCBI's taxonomy places the organism in Eukaryota, Fungi, Basidiomycota, Agaricomycetes, Agaricales, Pleurotaceae. The coding region runs from base 1 to 975 and encodes 324 amino acids.